This is a messenger RNA of Penaeus vannamei (Pacific white shrimp), 907 nucleotides long. Lineage: Eukaryota; Metazoa; Arthropoda; Malacostraca; Decapoda; Penaeidae. The record is from RefSeq and is a predicted model, not a curated record.
GUCAUCAUUCCUCGCUAUGAACGUACCCUUGCCUACAUCAUCUCUGAGCUUGAUGAACUGGAGAGAGAGGAGUUCUACCGCCUCAAAAAGAUCCAGGAGAAGAAAAAACAGGCGAGAGACAAGGCAGAGAAGGAGAAAGAGGCUUUGAAGGCAGCAGGAAAACUAAAGGAGGAAGAGGGAAGAAACAUGAUCGUUGAUGAUAAUGACGAAGAUUUGCUGUUUUAGAUUCUUGAAAUUUUUUUAUUGUCAAUAUAUCAUAUGUGUUAUUAUUGCACAAAGUGAUAAUUGGGGUAUAAUCAUUAAAAAAAAUAGAUUUUAUUAUGUAGAUAAUAUUGUGUUGUGAAGUUUUCUUUGGAGAUAAUAGACACUGAUAUCAUUGUUACUUUGAUAUCAUAGGUUUUGGGUACCAGUGUUUCAGCUGUGUAACAUUUUGUAACAUAUGAAAUGGAUUUAUGUAUUAUAUCUUUUUCCUUGAGAAAUAAUAAGAAAAAGGAAACUUCAUGUCCAAAUUUCAUAAAGUACAUUGUAAUUGGAGUAUAUAAUUUGGUUUCCAGUUGUAUUAGUAUUGAGUCUGUCAACAAUGUGGAUAUAGAAAUUAAAGCCUAAUAGAGAAUAGCUUCCUAUUGGAGAUGUGCUUGUAAUAAUUUAUGUCUUCGUAUGCAUGAGUUAAAGUGCAAAAUGUGUUUCAAAAUAAAAAUAUGCUGGAGUAAUGUAUAAUUAUGUAAAUAGCCUUAUAAUACUCUUGUUUUCUUGAGUUGUUAUGAAAGAGAUAAUAUUAUAUUGAAACAGUUUUACAUUUAUGUGCUCAACAUUCCAUUUCCAUAGAUCAUAGUUGAAUAUACAUGAUUUAUAUAGCUUUUUGUGACAGUAAACUUAAUAAAGUGUAAACAUUUCUUGGUCUAGUAAA